GAAUAUAAAACAUAAAAAAAACAAUAGUAGAAAAAGAGAGAGACAAUACCGAGAUGGAGGAUUUCCAGUCUCCUAGAAUACGAUCUUACAAAUCGUAUGAAGGAGAUCGGAACCUCCAAUUGGUUGAUCCUGCCGAUUUAAAACCGGUGAGAGGGAUUUACGUUGUUAGGGAAUCAAAACGCAACCGAUCUCCCAUGACAUCGGAUCUAUGGCGCAAGAUCUCUUACAAAGACCUGCCCGUUAGACCGAGAAGAGCUUCUUCUCAUUCAACAUCGUUAAAAGGAUGGUGGAACGAUCCGGAGAUGAAGAGAAAGAGACGAGUGGCGAAGUACAAGAUUUAUUCAGUCGAAGGAAAGAUGAAGACAUCUUGGAGAAAGAGCUACAAGUGGAUUAAGGUCCAAUGCUCGAAGAUUAUUCAUGGAAUAUAGCUCUCCAAUGUAUAUCAUCUGUUCAGUAGUUUGAUUUUAAAGGGAAACUAAAGCCAUGCAUGCAUAUAUGUAUUUUAUUCAAUUUCAUUUAUUUAAUUCCUUUUGUUAAUUGUGUUAAUGGUGUAUUUUGAUGACGUUACAUUCACUCUAAUUAACUUGAAAAUGCAGUAAACAAAUAAACUAUUUUAAUUUCAAAAAUUAUAAAAUUACUAGAACCUGUUAGGAGAUAACUUUAUAGUAGGAUCCAUAAAUAUCUAAAUGUUCAUAAGACUAUAUAUACUUGUUAUUAUCGUGCCAUGUUAUAUGAGAAUGACUUGUUUUUUUACCACUUAUAGCGUUGUUAUCUAACUCGCUUUUAGUAAGAAAAUCGUAAUACAAAUUGACAAAUGCGUUCGAUAACAAAAAGUUGUUCGAUAAAGAAUUUUUCAAAUGUGAAAGUUGAGAACUGGGGCGAAUCGAUGUAAGAAUGAAACCACAACGUCGCGAAUCGAGUGAGAAGUCAACUAUGUUUUUGUUAUAAAUAGACUACAACCCCCAUUCAUUUAGUAUCACCCAAGUUUCUGAAAACAGAAAGAAAGCAAUUUUGGUUCACCACUCUCCUGCUCGUUGUCUUGUUGAUUUCAGCUGGAAUCCCGAAGAGCGAGGCGACGUGUACGAAGUACUUAGGCGAAGCCAUAUUGGCGUAUCCAUGCAAGGAAAGCUACUGUGAAGCAAAAUGCGCUGAGUUUUACCACGAGUCAUGCAGAGGAGAGUGUGAGGAUCAUGAUCACCACCACGGAGUGCAUUUAACAAAUGACCAUGACGAUCAUUGCCACUGCUACGGUCGUUAUUAAGCUGCUGAAGUUUACUAAAUUCGUAUUGUAUUAAAUAAAACAAGAAUGUAAGCGUGGUGGUUUCCUUCGAUUUAAGUGUCAUGUGUGAGUGUUGUUUGCCUUUUUUCUAAUAAUAAAACAAAAUAGUACGUAGGACGAAGCUAAUGACUUUCCUUCUACAUCUAUUAUAAGAUCAUGUUGUAUGUUAUUUCGAUUUGAUAAUAAUAAUAAAGUUUUUCUGUGUUUUGUCUA
This is a messenger RNA of Brassica napus (rape), 1492 nucleotides long. RefSeq lists its product as uncharacterized. The transcript is spliced from 3 exons. The record is from RefSeq and is a predicted model, not a curated record. Bases 54 to 428 code for a protein of 124 amino acids. NCBI's taxonomy places the organism in Eukaryota, Viridiplantae, Streptophyta, Magnoliopsida, Brassicales, Brassicaceae.